UGUUCACUUUAUGGGGUUGGUAUGGAGAAAGGGGGGAUGCGGAGAAUAGAAUCGGGAUUUCUAUACUGACCAACCAGCGAUAUAUGAUUACUGCGUAGUAUCUAAUAGUAUAGUAGCGGUACUAGAGAUAGAAGGAAAACUAGAGGGGCUGGGACUCAUUCUUCUUCGACGUGUAGAUUGGUCUCCUACCUGCCUACCUCCAACGCAGAUCGUGUUCCCAGAAGUUAUCCGCAUAGAAAUGACCAUGGAAAAGAUAGAACCGCAAGAACAUCUCGAGGGCCAUAUCGGAGAGGGGAAGACAGUUGCGUCGCUCGAAGAUGCCGGCCAAGAAGCACUUAAUGAGCAACGCAACAAGCGUCUCAAUCGACGGUUGGAUAUCCGCCUUCUACCAGUCCUAGCCCUCGUUUAUCUACUCAACUUCCUUGAUAGAGGUAACAUAGGGAACGCGCGCGUACUUAACAAAGAGACUGGAGAUGAUAUGCUAUCCAAGACAGGCAUGACAUCGAAUGGAUAUGCCUUAACCGUAACUCUCUUCUCGGUUGCUUACACCGUAUUUGAAGUUCCAUCCAACUGGAUCAUGAAGCAUUACGUUCGUCCUAGUGUCUGGCUUGCUAUUCUUCUAGGCUGCUGGGGAGUUUUGACUAUCGGCUUUGCUGGCGUGAAGAAUUAUGGAACCGUCCUAGCAUUACGUCUACUUAUUGGAAUGUUCGAAGCAGGUUUCUUUCCCGGUAUCGUCUAUCUCAUAACGAUUUGGUACCGCCACAACGAGCGAGCUGUUCGCAUAGCCUUCGUCAUUGCGUUUUGCAAUCUUGCAGGUGCCUUCGGUGGCGCGAUUGCAUACGGGAUAGGACAUGCCAAUGGAAGAUCCGGACUUGAAGGUUUCCGCUGGCUUUUUAUAAUAGAGGGUCUUAUCACGGUUGUCAGCGUAAUUCCCGUUCUCUUCGUCAUACCCGAUUAUCCAGCUCGUGCCAAAUUUCUUAGUGCCGAAGAAAAACAAUUUGCUGUUGACCGUCUUAAGGAGCGCGGUGGUGGUUACGACAGAACCCACGCUACGCGCAAGGAGAUUUUGGAAACCCUUUUCACCCCUCGAAUGAUUGCGCAUUACUGUGCAUACAUAGCGAAUGUCGUUACACAAGGAUCGUUUACAUUCUUUACACCAACGAUCGUUACAGGUUUGGGGUAUGAAUCAAUCCAAGCGCAGCUCUUAACUGUCCCACCUUGGGUGGUCGGCUUCGUGGUGGCCCUUUUGCUUUCAUACUCCGCGGAUUACUUUGAUUCUAGAGGUUCUCAUAUCACUGUGAUCUCGGUCAUCGGCGGCAUAGGAUGGCUUACCGCUGGCUUACUUCCAACGACCGCAUAUGCGAAGAGAUACGGGUGCUUAUGUAUGGCGGCUGCAGGUGCUUUCCCCGCGGCGCCAUCCAUGACCAAUUGGGUUACAUGUAACUCCCCGAGCAUGUUAACGAUUCCACUCGCGAUCGCCGUACAUAACUCGUGUGCGGGGCUCGGUCAGAUUAUUGCUCAGUGGAUCUGGAAGCAGGAUGAAGCAAUCUUGGGUUAUCCAACUGGAAACUUUGUAUGUGCUGCCUGUAACUUCUUUGUGGCGAUACUGGCUUUGUGCUUGAGACUUUGGUAUGGUAGGAUGAAUAGCAAAGGUGCGAAAGACGCUCGAGGGGAGAGUAGAAUUUGGUCAUAUUAAUGAAAUAACUUCUGUUUUUCCGUCCGUACCAACCGUUUAGCAAAGCAUUGACGCAGAAUGAUGCGUCGUCACAUUCCCCACCC
Messenger RNA from Hypoxylon trugodes, 1779 nucleotides. RefSeq names its product MFS transporter. Gene Ontology annotation, biological process: transmembrane transport. Gene Ontology annotation, molecular function: transmembrane transporter activity. The transcript is spliced from 4 exons. The record is from RefSeq and is a predicted model, not a curated record. Lineage: Eukaryota; Fungi; Ascomycota; Sordariomycetes; Xylariales; Hypoxylaceae. Bases 239 to 1696 code for a protein of 485 amino acids. Gene Ontology annotation, cellular component: membrane.